Molecule: messenger RNA, 853 nt
Organism: Camarhynchus parvulus
Lineage: Eukaryota; Metazoa; Chordata; Aves; Passeriformes; Thraupidae
Product: proproteinase E-like
Exons: 8
Coding region: 47-853 (268 amino acids)
Biological process (GO): proteolysis
Molecular function (GO): serine-type endopeptidase activity
Source: RefSeq, a predicted model, not a curated record
GGGGAUUUAAGGCCGCCGGGUGCCCCGGGACAGCCGCACUGGAGCCAUGGCCGCCCUGCUGAGCCUCGUCCUGCUGCUGGCGGCGGGCGGUGCCCGCGCCGCGGUGCCGCCGCAGAGCCGCGUGGUCAACGGGCAGGAUGCGGAGCCCUACAGCUGGCCCUGGCAGAUCUCGCUGCAGUACGAGUGGGACGGGACCUUCCGCCACACCUGCGGCGGCACCUUGAUCGCGGCCAACUGGGUGAUGACGGCCGCGCACUGCAUCUCCAAAUCCCGCACGUACCAGGUGGUGCUGGGCGAGUACGACAUGAGCGCCGGGGAGGGCUCCGAGCAGCGCAUCCCCGUCAACUCCGACGACAUCUUCGUGCACCCCAAGUGGCUCAGCUUCUGCGCGGCCUGCGGCAAUGACAUCGCCCUGCUGAAGCUGCAGCGCCCGGCCGUGCUCUCGGCGGAGGUGCAGGUGGGGCGGCUGCCGCCCGCCGGCUCCGUGCUGCCCAACGGGUACCCGUGCGUGCUCAGCGGCUGGGGACUGCUCACCACUGGGGGGUCUCUGCCGGACCGGCUGCAGCAGGCAGAGCUGCCCGUGGUGGAUUAUGAGCACUGCACCCAGCCCGACUGGUGGGGGGCCCUGGCCAUCCGCAAAACCAUGAUCUGUGCCGGCGGCGCCGAGAAGUCCGGAUGCAACGGCGACUCCGGGGGACCCCUGAACUGCCAGGCUGAGGAUGGCACCUGGGAGGUGCACGGCAUCGCCAGCUUCGUGUCGGCCCUGGGCUGCAACGCUGCCAAGAAACCCACGGUGUUCACCCGCGUGUCCGCCUUCGAGGACUGGAUUGCAGAGACCAUGAAAAACAACUGA